Symbiodinium natans is the source of this 2082-nucleotide messenger RNA. Lineage: Eukaryota; Dinophyceae; Suessiales; Symbiodiniaceae. The record is from the annotation of a GenBank genome assembly.
AUGAGCAACAACUCUGUCUUUCUUCAUGGUAUAUCUGGCAGAACCUGGCCAGAAACUAGCCAAAGUGCGCAUAUCGCCUUUGGUGCUUCCCGUGACUUCUGGAUCGUGCUUGCAACAUGUGGUCUUGGUUUCAUUGGGUGCUUUGCGCUGACUCUGGGGAUUGUGGAGCUCAACACGCGCCGAUGGCGACACAGAUUCAACAAAGCAGAGGAGAUGCAGCCCCUCGCCAAACCUCCCCAGGAAUUGAGCUGUACACAGCGACAGGUGUUCAAAGGCCCCCGUUACGGUGUCCAGUUUGCAUUUCAUGCAGAUUUGGCAUUGCGGGCUGCAUUGGUAGCAGCGUUUUGUGCGGCCACUUAUGCCUUUGAAUUCCUGGAGUGGUGGGAGCGGCAAGGUUGGUCGAUGAGCUACGUUGUAGUGAUUUUGGCUUUUACUCUUUACGUGGACCUGGGGAGCACCGUCGCGUUGGCAUGGACAGGCUUUUACGGCACACUCCUUCCAGUGCUGAACUGCUGGCUGAUGUUUUACCUUUAUCCCGACGGUGUGAAGAAGGACGACAUUUGCAGCAAGUUUUUUGGCUGGAUGGACUUCUUCGUGUUUCUGCUGCUGAUGUUCGCUUUAGGAUUUGACACAAACGCAAAGAUGUAUGCCUUGUCCUGGCAGGCCUACUUCUCCAUGUGCUUCUUGAACCCUUUUGACCAGACUUUUUUCAGCAAUGGCCUAUAUGUCCAACUCCACGCAGCAGAGACAGGUGCCUUGAUGGGCACGGUGGUAGGCUGCAUUUUCGCCGUUGGUGUGGCUGCAGCGAUGAACAUUUCCGCCCUGACCAAAGCCCAGACCAUGAUGCUUGAGUUGACCUGGUCUCACGGCCGCCUCUUGGAAGAGCUCCUGGAGAUGGGAUGUUUGAGGAUGAGGCCCCAGACCGCCACCGUCUUUGCAGUCGAGGUGCACAACUUCCAGCAACAACUGGAGGAGAUUCGCAGCCUUUUGCGCAGCAGCUGGUGGGAAUGCUUCGAUCUGGGUGUCGCGGGCCAGUCUCGGCUGAUGCUCAUCGAGAUGUGCCGCAACGUUGACUUUCUAACGGGCUGGCUUGAGUCCAUGGUCAUGGCGGUUCAGCACGCAAAGCAUGUGGAGAGAGAGUUAUUCCUCCGUUCGCUCCACAUCUUCGACUCGCAGACUCUUCUGGAGCUCAUUGACACUACCAGGGGUGCGUUGCAGCAGAGUUGUCAGGCUGCGGUCCGAGGGGUGUCUUGGGACGACGAAGAGGAAUCUCAUCUGGAGUUCUGGCUCAGUGCCCUCGAGGAUGGCCAGGUGAGGGCGCAUGAGGCUGUGAAGAGCAGGUUGAUGCAUCAGGGAUCCUGGCAGCGGUUUUUCACUUCUGCCCACUUGCCGCAGUUUGCCCUCGCCUCCAGUACCAGUGGCUACUGCCAGAAGGUUGCCGACCUCUUGGUAGCUAUGGCCGAGUUCGAGCCAUCAGAGAAAGCGCUGGGACCUUGCCGAGGUUUUCUGCAAGGUCUUCGGGCGCUGCCGGGAGCCGACCUGCAGAGGUGGGCUUCUGCCAUGCAGUGCCUGAAGCUGUUGCUCACCUUCAUGCUGUGCUUCAUGCUUGGAAGGAUUGGUAUUGGGAUGCGGACCGGUUCUUUCGUGCCAGCCUUCAAUGCCACUCCAGCAGGGACCGUGGCCUACCUGAUCUUCCAGGGCGGGAAUCAGGCGGCCGCCCUCAAGAAAAACAUGGACCGUUUCAUGGGUGUGGCUUUUGGCUCUCUCUUGGGGACUCUGACCGUGGGCACGUGUGCUUCGCUAAAGUCCUCCAUUGGCUGGAACGGGGCUGCGACCUUGUUCCUCAUGAUCUACUUCUCCUUCGAAUACCUCGCCUUGUUUGUAUAUUUUUUCUCCCCGACCUUCUCCUACGCUGGCCUCAUGUUCUCUUGCUUCUACGCGAAUUCGGCCUUGAGACCCUUUGAUGGCAUAGGGCACUUUGCACAGUCUGGUGGGCUCGACAAGCCUGAUGGGGUUCGUUUACAGUGCGUGUCGGACUACCAGAACAUCCUCAGUUGCUGGCAAUCCUUGUCGCGACGCUGA